CAGACUUCAUUAGGUAGAUAUAUGUAUGCUGCUAACUAUGGAUCUUCCCAGGGUAAUAAUUCUGGCCGUUUUGAGUUGUGUGUUGAUACAAAAUAUAGUUGAAGCUCAGGUACCACCUGCUAAGAUUGGACAGUAUAUUCAUGUUCAACAGGAUUCAAACAGAAUAUACAUCUACGGAGGAAACUUAACAUUAAUUGUUGACAGAAAUUCGUGGAGAUUGCGUAUCCAUGACAAUUUUACGUCAAAAGUGUACUUACAAGAAGCGACGAAGGAGUCAAUGCGGCUUGGUUUCGGGAGAUGGGAAGGAAAAUACUUGGAUAUAUAUCAAGGAUAUUUAUUUCGUAUUGGACAAAUAGUUGAGUGGAAUUCUGCCACUGAAGCUGCUAUUUAUAACGUUACAAAGGAUCAAAAUGGGAAUGGCGUAAUUGCCACAACAUUGAAAGUAGCAUCAAAUUCCUCUUCGCCUUCCGCUCCAAACAUGUUGGUUAGUUUUACGGAUUUUGAUGAAAGAGUAUUCACAAUGAAAGUGGAAUUAAGCUCUUCAACAGAGAAAUAUAAUCGUGUAGGUUGGGGAUAUAUGACGCCGGAUAAAAAUGAGUCUUUUUAUGGAUUUGGAGAGAGAUUCAAUGGCGCGAAUCAAAGAGGACAUAAAGUUGGAUCGUGGCUGGAAGAAGGAAACUGGGGACUAGGGAGAUUUGACCCAACUGGGAAAAUAAGGGUACCGAAAGGAGAGCUUGCGACAUACGUUCCAAUGCCGUUGCUUAUUUCAUCUAAAGGCUAUGGAAUGCAGUUGAACAUGUAUCACAGAAGCGUAUUCGACUCAAAAACAUCAGAUCAACACAUGCAUAUCUUGGCAGAGACAGAUUCCAUGGACCUGACGAUAUUUUGCAAAAAUUCAAUUUCGGAUACUUUUCAUAAAAUGUCAGAAAAAAAUGGAAAGUCCCUCAUUCCACCAUUAUGGGCAUUUGGACCGUGGAAUCAAGUUGGUGAUGAAGUAGCAGGAGUGUCAAUAGUGAACAGAACAAAGGAUUUGCUUUUCAAGGAAGACAUACCAUUUUCUCAUUGUGUUAACACGGUGCAUUAUUUUCCUGAAGGAGGAGGAAGAGACAAUGGGAAACAAUUGAGAAUUCAAAAUGAGGAAUUGCUUUCUUUAGGUAUAAAGGUAUGCUGGCAUUUACAUUUAUAG
Styela clava is the source of this 1186-nucleotide messenger RNA. Its product is annotated as sulfoquinovosidase-like. Gene Ontology annotation, biological process: carbohydrate metabolic process. Lineage: Eukaryota; Metazoa; Chordata; Ascidiacea; Stolidobranchia; Styelidae. The record is from RefSeq and is a predicted model, not a curated record. Gene Ontology annotation, molecular function: hydrolase activity, hydrolyzing O-glycosyl compounds; carbohydrate binding.